AUGUCUAGAAUAGACAUCACCGACAUCAACAUCGGUCUAAAAAUUGAUGGGAGUCCAAAUAUUGGAUCACAACAAGGAAGUUGUUCAAAAGGAGGACUUGAAAAUGUGCUGGAAUUGACAGCUGUUAAAAAGAAAUUGGAUCUCAAUGAAUCUCCUAGAGGGGAAGAUGCUGAGAAUAAUUUUCAGGAAGUUGAUGAUGAAGAGAAGAACAAGGAUAAAGAAAAAGAUGUUGCUGAAUUAAAGAGCAGUGGUGAAGAGAAAGGAGUUGAGUAUCUUGUAGUUGAGGACAAGGAUGUGGAAGUGGCUGAGGAAAAUGAAGGUAUUCUAUGGGAGUUAGCAAUUGGAACCCCAACCAACAUUGUUGCUCAUGCAACAGUUGACUUUGUCACUGCUGUUCUUCAUGGGAAGCCACUUGGAGGAGAUAACGUACGAGUAUCAAUUACUCGUGUUAUCCAGGGAGCUGCUGAGAUCCCAUUCCCAAUUGACGAUGAAAUCAUCACAGUAGAUCAAGCUGUUGGAACUUUCAUUGCAUGGCCGAAAAACAUGUUACUGGAAGUGAAGGCAAACAGUGAUCGGGUGAAGUCUCGAGCAGUGAAGGGAGGCAAGAAGAAUGGCCCAAGAAAAAUGAAGAAGGUGAAUGACUUGGUCUCGGAACCAGAGCCAGUGGCGUUCAAGUUAUCCGAAGAAGCUUUUGGAUCAUCGGAUAAAAAGUGUUUGUUUAAAUCCGACAUAAGUGCUGUGUGCUUUGGAGGUGAAAUAUCAGGAACUGUCAUUUGCAUGUUUAUCAAUAUACUCCAGGAAAAUUUAAGAAAGCACAAAAUGACAGACAUGAUAUCUUUUGUUGAUCCAGCCAAGAUUGGGGCUCUUGGUUGUGGUACUCCAGCAGCGAGGUCACGCGCCCUUGCUCUCAGAUUCAAAAGUGCUAAGCCAUCCCAAGUCUUUCUUUUGCCAUAUCACCACACGAACCACUGGGCACUUACUGUUGUAAAUCCCGAUGCACAAAUGGUUUAUCACUUGGACCCGUUAAAGCGGAGAAUUGCAAAUGAAGAAUGGAUUGAAGUUGUUAACAAUGGCAUAAAAAUUUACAAGGAGGAUGUGAAGAGGUUUCUGAAGAAGAAAAUAAAUUGGGAGAAUUUAGCGGGUGUUCCUGCCCAGAUUGGGACCACUGAUUGUGGUCUUUUUGUGAUGCUUUAUAUGAGAGAAAUAUGUAUAGACAAGGAACUCAAGUUUGCGUCCAAGUGGGCGCGGAGGAGCAAUCUUGUCUUUGAUAGCGAUGAUCUCAAUGAGAUCAGGAGUGCCUGGGCAAAGUACUUCAUGAGGCAGCAUGCUAGUUAG
Molecule: messenger RNA, 1335 nt
Organism: Daucus carota subsp. sativus
Lineage: Eukaryota; Viridiplantae; Streptophyta; Magnoliopsida; Apiales; Apiaceae
Exons: 8
Coding region: 1-1335 (444 amino acids)
Biological process (GO): proteolysis; protein deneddylation
Molecular function (GO): deNEDDylase activity; cysteine-type peptidase activity
Source: RefSeq, a predicted model, not a curated record